AAAAGCAGAAAAUGUCUUUUAGAGAAAUUUUUAAAAAGAUAAAGAAAAAUAAAAAUUUUAUGUAUGGUGUGCCAUUCUUAAUUUUAAUGGUCGCUGGCUCUUUUGGUCUUCAGAAAUUUUCCGAGUUAAGAUAUAAAUAUUCCCGGCAGCAAACUAUUACGCCAGAAGAAAUGGAGUUGAUCGGUGUAAACAUGAAGAAGCCCGAGGACGUGACUAUAGAAAGGGAAUUUGAAAAAAUCACAAAGCUUGACAUUGAAAAUUGGGAGAACAUUAGAGGACCGAGACCUUGGGAGGAGAACGUAGAUUAACUUAUUUUACUUUGUGUAAACUGCAGAUGCUAAAUAUAUUGGCAUUACUGAGUAAAGAAUCACGAGAUUUCCAAAGAUGCGGAUUAUCUUAAAUUUUCGUUUGAUGCUUUCAAUACAAUUUUUAAGUAUAAGUUCAAAGAUUAAAGUCUUAAAGCAGUCCGCUGUUAUCAUAUGGAAGAUCCAUGAUGCUUAUUCAAUCUUCUUAUUUUAUUGCAUUUUCUAGAAGAAGAGUUAUUACCGAGGGAUUUAUAUAAAUACUGAGUAAGAUGUUGAUGAAGUCAUUGUUUUUGUUAUAUAGCAAGUCUAUUGAACCGAAAGUCCAAGGCCUUCGGAGAAUAUACUGGUGGAUUUAUUAAAUCAAUAUCAAUUGAUUUAUGAAAACAUUUCAUAAAUCAACAUUUUAAUAAAUCAAUAUCAAUUCAUUUCUUAAAACAUUUCCAUCAACGCAGCUGCUUUUCAGUUUUUCAUUUUUAUCAACUCUUUUUAUAUCCACCACUAUAUAUAUGUAUAAUCGUUUUGUUUUCUUUUCAUAAUAUAUGUAGCACAAAAAAGGAAGCUGCAGAGACUACAAAGUAUAUGUAUUGUUAAUCAGCGUGAAAUUCUAAGUUGAUUUCGCCAUGUCUGUUCGUCUGUAUGGUGUGUU
Glossina fuscipes is the source of this 951-nucleotide messenger RNA. It is a transcript of the gene l(3)neo43, whose product is annotated as cytochrome c oxidase assembly protein COX16 homolog, mitochondrial. NCBI's taxonomy places the organism in Eukaryota, Metazoa, Arthropoda, Insecta, Diptera, Glossinidae. Gene Ontology annotation, cellular component: mitochondrial inner membrane. The transcript has 2 exons. The coding region runs from base 12 to 308 and encodes 98 amino acids. The record is from RefSeq and is a predicted model, not a curated record. Gene Ontology annotation, biological process: mitochondrial respiratory chain complex IV assembly.